Messenger RNA from Syngnathus typhle (broad-nosed pipefish), 4417 nucleotides. It is a transcript of the gene clcnk, whose product is annotated as chloride channel K. Gene Ontology annotation, molecular function: voltage-gated chloride channel activity. Gene Ontology annotation, cellular component: membrane. The transcript has 22 exons. Gene Ontology annotation, biological process: transmembrane transport; chloride transport. NCBI's taxonomy places the organism in Eukaryota, Metazoa, Chordata, Actinopteri, Syngnathiformes, Syngnathidae. The coding region runs from base 1299 to 3380 and encodes 693 amino acids. The record is from RefSeq and is a predicted model, not a curated record.
UAAUGCUCUAUUUUUAUCGACAGACGGAGAGGCUCUGCGCUUGGAAAAGCUCAUGGAGAGCGCCUGGAACAGUUGCCAUUGCUGCCUUGUCAAGCCUGAAAUAGAUUGUGUGUGCAUCACCCGACUGCUCAUAAGUUGGCCAAACAUUUUUUUUGAAACAAUGAUUGACACAUACAUGACGGGCAAACAAAGCUGUGAGCAGGAUGGAAAAAAAUCUCAUCUCUGAGGUGAAGACGGAAAGAAUGCGCUGGAAAACAAAGCUCUCCGGGAGACGGACGGGGACUUAGCCGUGUGGUGCUUUUAGCGCUAUCUGCAGCACGUGACGUCUGCACCAUGGCAUCUCAAACAUUCCCGUUUAAUUCAUGGCUUUGUCGUUAGGAGGUGUUUGCCAUCACAAGCUUGAGCAUGUUGACAUGCUGGGAAUGUUUAAUGCGGAGUCAUUGUGGGCUGUGCAAAGCAGAUGGAAAUGUAUUCAUUUGGUGACUGACAGGAUGGUUAGAAAAUGGCUUGUCGUUUUGGAGUCUUUUUCAUUACAACAGUCAAGUCAGCAUUAAAAAAAAAAAGGCAAUUUUCUCUUUCUCUCCCUCACUCUUUUUUUCUGUUUUCUGUUUUUCUUUUAUUCUUUCUUUCCCUCUUGUUCUCUUCUCUCUUUCCCACUCUCCGUAUCUUGUCUUUUUUGCUGGCUUUUUCCCUCUUCCAUACAACAUACCGUAAUUUUCGGACUAUAAGUCGCGUUUUUUUUUUUUUUCAUAGUGUGGGUGGGGGGGCGACUUAUACUCAGGAGCGACUUAUAUACAUAUAUAUGGGGUUUUUUUUCACUUUUUUGGGCAUUUUAUGGCUGGUGCAACUUAUACUCCGGUGCGACUUAUAGUCCGAAAAUUACGGUAAUAAUAUUAUCUUUUUUUUGGGGGGUCCAUCUUUCGUAGUUAAUGUCAUUACACCUAAAGUUGUGUCCAAUGAUGGUCCACUUGUCAAUACAGAUAAGCAAAUCAGCAGGAAGGGCAAGAUAUGAAAAGGCAACGCCGGAAAUAACUCCAAUCAUCUGAUGGAAAGCAAGCUCAAAUGGAUCUAUCACAGCUGCUAAAGUGGCUCGACGGGAUGCGUUCAUUGAAAAAAAUGAAAAAAACGAUCUCAAAUCUCUAAAAUAGCACAAGCGCUAAUUGGAAGUGUGAAGGGGAGGUGGAAAUGUGCAAAAUCAAACCCUAACUACAUUCUUUCCUCAAGUAAAUGAUUGUCUGGUCAGGUCAUAUGAAUGGCCGCUAGCAAUCUUUGCAGCUCUCUCAAGUGCGACGGCCUCAAUGGUCUUAAUGUCCGCAGUCGUACCUGCACGGCGUCUUUCAGGCAGCAUGAGAUUCCCGGAUGAGACUGGUCAGAGUGCAAGCCGCAUGCAGGAGAGAAGAAAUGAAAAGGAGAGUAGAACGCUGCUCCGCGUUCAUCCAGGGAAACCACACCGACGCUUCCGUGGGUUUCUCAAAGGUUGUCUUAUGAAGCUAACAUGUUGUCUGGAAAGAAUGUGUGCGAUGGAAUGGUACAUCUAUGCUGCUCUUGGGAUUCUAAGCGCCGUUCUCAGCUUUCUUAUGGACCUGAGUGUCAGCAAGCUCCUCACAGCUCACCAGUGGCUUUACAGCCAGCUGGAGGGCAACAAUCUGCUGCAGUUCUUUUGCUGGACUCUCUACCCAGCAUGCCUAUGUGCCAUCUCAGCUUCACUCUGCCACAACAUCUGCCCCUUCUCCACAGGUUCUGGAAUACCAGAAGUGAGGACCAUGCUGACCGGCAUCCAACUACCACAUUACUUAUCGCUCACCAACAUGAUGGCCAAGUUCCUGGGGCUCAUUUGUACACUGUCAGCAGGGAGCACAAUCUUCCUAGGAAAAGUGGGUCCAUUUGUGCAUCUUUGCACCAUGAUGGCGAGCUACCUGAGCAAGCUUUGCUCGCUGCUGCAAAGCACAAAGAAGGAGAAAGCAGACGGAGACAUGCUAGUUGUCGCCGCCGCAGUCGGUGUCGCUAGCUGCUUUGGAGCACCUCUAAGUGGUGUGCUCUUCAGCAUGGAGGUGAUGUCCUCUCACUUUGCCAUGCGCAAUUACUUCCCGUCUUUCUUCUCAGUGCUUUGCGGUGCUUUAACCUUCCGCUUGUUAUCAGUGUUGAGUGGAGAUGAAGAGACUCUUCAGGUGUUGUUUCAAACCAAUUUCCCGACGGCUUUCCCCUUCCUCCCGUCGGAGAUUCUGCUUUUUGCUCUGCUGGGGCUGCUGUGCGGAGCUGUGAGCUGCUUGUACCUUUCCUUGCAUCGCCUCAUGCUCCAGCUCAUUAGCACAAACGCCGGCCUCAUCAAUAUUCUGAAAACAGAGAAAGCAGUGUACUCUGCUGUCGUCGCCUUCUUUUUGGCAUCUCUCACCUUCCCGCUCUUCGUGGGUCAACACAUGGCUUCCAAGUCCAGCAUGAAGCAGCUCCUUAGCUCCCUGCUUGAAGAGGCAGCAUGGACGUCUCAAUCUCACAACGCCUCGUGGCAGCUGGAGACGCAUUGGGGCUGCUCUGAGCAGCCUGUCUUCCUCUCCCUGACCGUCUUUCUGCUCAUGAAGCUGUGGAUGUUAGCGCUUGCCUGCACUCUCCCUCUCCCGGCCGGGUACUUCAUGCCAGUCUUCAUUUAUGGGGCGGCUCUGGGCCGUUUGUUUGCAGAAGGAAUCAUUUACAUUUCCUCACAUACGCAGAAAUUGUCUUCUAUCAAUCCUGGGGGAUACGCACUUGUUGGUGCAGCAGCCUUCUCCGGGGCUGUGACGCACACCUUAUCACCGGCUCUCUUGGCCUUGGAAUUAACUGGUCAACUCAGCCAUGUUGUUCCCUCCCUCCUCGCCACUGUGCUGGCCAACGGCGUGGCUCGUGCGGGCGGCCGGCCAUCUUUCUAUGACGCUGUUUCCAUCAGCAAGAAGCUGCCACACCUGCCCUCGCUCGUCAUGGCGCAUCCCGGGCUUCUCUCCACUCAGGUGGGACACCUUUUGGGAGCAUCAAAACCAGUGCAGCUGCAGAAAGCGGCCGGCCCGGAGGAGGUCCGCCAGGUUGUCAACAGCAGCAGCGAGACUCAAAUCCCUGUGGUGGACUCUCAUGAGACACCAACGUUGCUGGGCUUUGUCAUGCGGUCGCAGCUGCUGAUGUUCCUGCGUCGAUGCGAGAAUUCUCAGAGAGUUGAUGGACAUUUAGAGAAGGUGUGCAUCAUUCGACCUUCUUCUGCUGUGUUGUGUCCCCAAAGCACCAUUCAGGAGGUUUUCAGCAUCCUGAGCCUUGCUGGGGAUCAGACUGUGUUUGUCACCGACAGAGGAAGGUUGCUCGGGCGGGUCACAUGGUCAGAGAUGAAAAGGAUUUUAGAAGAUUUGGCCAAAGAAAUCUAAGGCGCCCACAGGAGAUACAGCCACGUUUGACCUUUUCAUUCAUUUGCAUCUAAUGAGAAUCAUUUGAAUAAAGAGCCUGAGCACUAAUUGGUUGACUUUAAAUUACCGUUUUUUUCCGUGUAUAAUGCGCAAAAUUUAACUAAUUUAUUGUCCUAAAAUCUGGGGUGCGCAUUAUACAUGGGUGCAUUUUUUUUUUUUUUUUUUUUUAAAGAAAAUCAUGGUACAACAAAACCAACAACAGGACUGACCGACAAAGACGUGGAAUAAAAAGACAGGAACAGAAACCAAACAGACAUCAUGACAGUAACACAUGCAAUGAUCCGACGGUGAGCGAGGGGCAGACAUACCAAAGACUAUAAAAAUGGGACCCAUUGCCUCCCUGCGUGUGUGACGAUCAUUGGGACUUAAAAAUAAAUAAAUAAAUAAAUUAAUUAAAAAAAAAAAAUUAAAAAACUUGGGUGCAUAUUAUACAUGGGUACAGGCUUUUUUCCAGCAUCAACAUGCCAUUUUUAGGGUGCGUAUUAUACAUGGGGGCGCAUUAUAAACGGAAAAAAACGGUAGUUUGCGGACGAGCUGUUUAAAUUCUUGCACUGUGCCCGACUAUCUCCAUUGUCAAUAUAUUUGACAUUUUCACCGUUCCUCAAAGGUCAUUGGCCGUAGCAGCUCUCGUUGCGAAGCAACAAAUGGAUCAUAAACAAGAAAGGGGCAGCAAAUCAUACAGUUGCUUUUAUACCAAGAUAUUUACACAAUACUGCACUUUCCAUUGGCUGUAAUUUCAACAGACAAUAAAAUAGUUCUAAUGUACAAUGAAUAGAAAAGUCCAGUGUCGCAAAGCAACUAUACAUUCACAAAUGUUGAACAGGACGGAAAUUCGUUCUUUUCAGUGACUGCUGGUGUUCAACUUUUGUUCCGAUACAGUACUGGGGUGCCUUGAGAUACAAAUUCAAUUUGUUCCCUUUUCACUAAAUUCUAUGGCAUUCUGAUGAAGGGGGCGGCCAUUUUGCCAUUUGCUAGCAACCAAUCAGUCAUUCUCUUCU